Hevea brasiliensis (rubber tree) is the source of this 2899-nucleotide messenger RNA. RefSeq names its product C2 domain-containing protein At1g53590. The record is from RefSeq and is a predicted model, not a curated record. The transcript has 12 exons. The coding region runs from base 322 to 2688 and encodes 788 amino acids. NCBI's taxonomy places the organism in Eukaryota, Viridiplantae, Streptophyta, Magnoliopsida, Malpighiales, Euphorbiaceae. Gene Ontology annotation, molecular function: lipid binding.
UUCAUAUUAUACCCUUGCUAUGCUUGGUUUCAUGGUUUCUCACUUUCUCUUUCUUUAAUUAAUUAAUAUUAAUAUAUAUAAUAAUACAAGCAUCUCCGAUGGCGGAUUCUUUUUGCAUUACUCCAUUGCCUAUUUGCUUUCUACAUAAGGCACUGUUUCUUCUCCGGAAAAAUCGUUACAUAAUCCAUUUCUCGAGUUAAUUGGGAAAUCAAUCUAAUUCCUUUGAUUGAUUCGAUGAUGCGAUUUUUUGGGAUUUUUGUUUGGAGAGACGCUAUCUGAGUGUAGUAAUAGAAAGAGGUGAAGUGAAAUACGAAGAGACAGAUGGAUAUAACGGAGAUAUCGAUAAUCCAUCAUGUGGGCAUUGUACUGUUUUUGCUUUGGUUGCUUUCUUUCUUCAAUCGAUGCCACCCAGUUGCCUACUUCAUUUCUUUGAUAUAUCUUUUUGCGGUUCACGAGAGGUAUGUUAUGAGAUUGAGGAGGAAAUUGCAGUUCCAUGAAAGAAAGCAAGCCAAUCAGAAAAGAGUGCUCUCUGAUUCUGAAACUGUUCGUUGGUUGAACCAUGCUGUGGAAAAGAUAUGGCCCAUUUGUAUGGAGCAUAUUGCAUCGCAGAAGAUUCUACUCCCAAUUAUACCUUGGUUCUUGGACAAGUAUAAGCCAUGGACCGCUAAAAAGGCUGUGGUUCAACACAUGUAUUUGGGAAGAAACCCGCCAAUGUUCACAGAAAUGAGGGUUCUUCGCCAAUGUUCCAGUGAUGACCACUUGGCAUUGGAAUUGGGAAUGAACUUUUGCACGGCAGAUGAUAUGAGUGCAAUACUUGCUGUCAAGUUAAGGAAAAGGCUGGGAUUUGGAAUGUGGGCAAAGUUGCAUAUGACAGCCAUGCAUGUUGAAGGGAAGGUCUUGAUUGGAGUGAAGUUCCUUCGCCACUGGCCUUUCCUUGGCCGUUUGAGGGUAUGCUUUGCUGAGCCACCUUAUUUCCAAAUGACUGUCAAACCCAUCUUCACUCAUGGGCUUGAUGUUACUGAACUUCCAGGAAUUGCUGGAUGGCUAGACAAGCUUCUGUCAGUUGCUUUUGAGCAGACACUCGUUCAGCCCAACAUGCUAGUUGUGGAUGUGGAGAAAUUUGCUUCAGCAGAGCCAGAAAGUUGGUUCUCUGUGGAUGAGAAACAACCCAUUGCUUAUGCCAAAGUUGAAGUUGUGGAAGCAUCUGACAUGAAACCAUCUGACUUAAAUGGUUUGGCUGAUCCAUACGUUAAAGGACAACUUGGCCCUUACAAAUUCAGGACGAAGAUACAAAGGAAAACUCUGGCUCCAAAAUGGCAUGAGGAAUUCAAUAUCCCCAUUUGCACAUGGGAUUUGCCUAAUGUGCUAGCUAUUGAAGUUCGUGAUAAGGACCAUUUUGUUGAUGAUUCUCUUGGGGAUUGUACCGUUAGCAUCAAUGAUCUUAGAGAUAGUGAGAGACAUGACAUGUGGUUGCCACUCCAGAAAAUUAAAAUGGGGAGACUGCAUCUCGCAAUAACUGUUAUUGAAGAAAAUAUAAAGGGGGGUGCUAAUUUUUUUCAUGGAGAAACACUGAGCAAGGGAGAAAUGAGAGAUUCCUUUGUAAGUGAGACUGCAAACAAAGCUUCCUUCUCAUCAUCCGCAACAUCAGAUAAGUCUUCAAGAGUGCUAGAUAAUUUUGAGCCUAUCAACAUUGAAGGGCAACAAGAAACUGGGAUAUGGGUCCAUCAACCUGGAAGUGAAGUGUCACAAACUUGGGAGCCUAGAAAAGGGAAGAGUAAGCGCCUUGAUAAUCAAGUGGAUGGAGUUCCUGGUGAUUCAUUUGGUAGAACUCAUUCAACAACUUCCGGACCCCUUAACAAUGAGAGUAGCAGUGCUGAUGAAAACACAGAGGGUAAAAGUCCAAUGAACAAAGUCCGGCAGGGUUUACAUAAGAUUAGUUCAGUAUUUCAUAGAGGUACUAAAAAUGAGGAAAGUUUGGGCAGCAAUGAGGAGACUGUUCCAUCUCCUUAUGCUAACAUUAAAGCAGUUAAUCAGAAGGAGAUUGGUGUGAAUUUCAUAGUGGAAGACAGCCUUCCUAAGCCCACAGUGGUUAAGAAUGCAAAAGAAGUUAUCUUGAGUCCUGAGGGAAGUGGGUCAGAAAGUCCAGGGAAGGGAAAUGUCAAAGACAAGGCGAAGAGUUUUUUAAAACGUGCUGAGAAGUCUGCUCGCAACAUAAAGCAUGUGCUUUCCCGAAAAAGGUCAAGAAAACCUCGAAGUGGUGUAUCUGAUGUAACAGAACUAGAAAUAUCUCUUGAGUCUGAUUCUUCUGAUGAUGAAUCUCAUACAUCCCCUGAAGUUCAAAGAAUCCCAGUCGUUUCCAGUUCCACAUCCUCCAGUUAUGGCAGUGACCAUUAUGAUAAAAUCAAGGAGAAUGUUGUCGAGGCUGGUUCAAGUGAGUUCGCAGUGGAUGCUGAGGACCAAAUGAAGGUAAAUGUGGAAGGCCUGGGGAGAAUAGACGAGAACGAGGUGGCCAACUCUAAUGGUGGUAAUGGUAAUGGACUGGAGGAGUUGUCAAAACCUCAGCAAACUGAAAAGAAAUUGGAUGGUAAUGGACCAGAGGGGUUCACAAACUCUCGGUUGUCUGAAGAGAAAUUGGAAGGAGAGAUGGGGUCAGAUGCUGAAAAUAUUCAUAAUACAAGUUUGGGAUAGUCUUAGUACAGCAAAACAGGGUAUGGUAUGAGUACUUAUGAUUUUAUAUUUUUUUAAUUACUUGUGUAAUAAUUUUCAUGAAUGUGAAGUAGUUUGUACUUUAUAGAAGCAAUUUCAUUUUGUAAAUUUCCCGGAGUUUUUCCUAGGUUGUGUUAAGUUAAAAUUGUACUCGGAAAUUCUCUCAAUACAAGGAGUCUACCUUCGCUUAGAA